ACUGAAUAAUUCAGGCCAGUGUAACUUUCACAUAAUGCAAAAUGAGCAGGGGUUGGGGGUAGGGGUGGGGUGGGGAAGAAACAAGUUGACUUUAAUUUUUUUCACUGUUGUGUAUGAAUAUUAUGAAUAUUGACAAAUUGACAUUUAUUACUAGUGACUAGUGAUGUUAGGGGUCCCUACCAUGUUAACUCAAAGCUAAAUCGACUAAGGACUUAUUUUUCUUUUUCAAUCACGUAACUCGUAUGAUGCAUGCUUCCUUCAAAUAAUUUAGUAGAAAAAAUGGAACAAAAUAGAAAUAAAAUACAAUAAAUACAGGAAAAGGACAAGUGCGUUUGCUUUUCAACUAUACUAGAUUUCUGCAGUACCAUAUUUAUUAAAUAGAUUAGGUUCCUGUAUAUCAACCAGUAACAAUACACAAACAAACAACCUACGUUUAAAGAAGAAAACGUAAGCUGUAUCAAAUAUAUAUAUAUAUAUAUAAUACACUAUUACAACGUUGAAAUCAAGAUGCAGAAGCAAGUAGACUAACCAUGGCCUACCAGUCAAUAAAACAGAUGAUAACUAAGAAAAACUAGAGGAUUAAAUUCCAAUCGAAAAAGAAAUUAGGUGAUUUAUUUCCAUCACAUGUAUUGAUGGAAGCCAAGGAAGGUAGCAAUCGUGAAGUCAAUAAUUUCAUCAAGAAUAUGUGUAGUUUGGGACCGUUAAUCCAAACAUCAGAGAAAAAUUAUAAAAUAUUUCAUUUAAACCAACUUCAAACAUGGACUAUGCCAACUAAAUAAUUGUCUGAAGUGUUUAAGACUGUUAGGUCAAACAUCAUAUACUAUGCUGAAAUGUGUGCAAAUAUACCAUAACACUUUGAUCAUAUGUGAAUGAAGUUCAAUCAUUCCAACAAACAUUCAACUUUGAGUAUGUCUAAAAAUGUUCUCGAAAUGGAUAAAUUUGCAAAAAAAAAAAAAAAGGUUCGCCUAUGACUUAAAUAGUGGUCCCAAAAUCGGAUAUUCGUAUACUUCAGCACAAGCUGUGUGUAAACUAACGUUAGAAAAUAUUAAAUUCAAUUAGGGGCCAUUGCUCCAAGAAAAUAAAUUAGAGUAAAUCCAGAAAAAUUGCGUCUUGCCAUUCGUCAUCAAUCAUCAAUUGCCUAAAUAAAUUCAAAGGUCCUCUUUAUUGGAUGUUUAAUUUGUUAGUAUUUAAUUCCUUCUUGUUUGUUUACAAGGAUAACUUUCUAUAAAUAAUAAAUUUCUACAACUAACCUACAUUAUUAGGGAUUAAACAAAUACCUAUAGCCAGCAAGAUACUUCUUGUUUAAUUUAGAGUACAAAGUCAAGAUCUAAUUAUACUUAUUUAUUCUUGUCUAAGCUGUUAAGAUCUUAAUCCAAGCUAAUAAAACUAGAUAAUUAUCAGACAUAAUACUAAUUCUGAUCAACCAUGGACAGUCUUUAUUUGUAUUUCCCAGUUCUCUUCUUUGUUCUUUAUAUCAUCAGCUAUCAUUUUCUUCACAAGCUACAAAAUCUUCCCCCUAGCCCAUUUCCAGUACUACCUUUUAUUGGCCAUCUCUACUUAUUGGGUAAACCUUUCCAUAGAGCUUUAUUCAAAGUCUCGAAUCGUUAUGGUUCAGUAGUGUUUCUUCAAUUUGGCUCUCGUCCUGUCCUCCUUGUUUCAUCACCUUCAGCAGCGGAAGAAUGUUUUACUAAAAAUGAUAUCAUCUUUGCCAAUCGUCCUGAUUUCCUUAGUGGUAAGCAUUUCGGGUACAAUUUUACUAGCCUUGCCUGGUCUUCCUAUGGAGAGCACUGGAGAAAUCUUCGAAGAAUUUCCUCUAUUGAAGUUUUAUCUUCCUAUAGAAUCCAGACACUAUCUAGCAUCCGUUCUGAUGAAAUAAAUUACCUGAUUCGUAGACUCUUUAGAGUCUCCAUAGAGAGUUCGGAAAAAAUUGUGGAGAUUAAAUCAUCGCUUUUUAACUUCACAUUCAAUGUGCUAUCGAGAAUGAUUGCAGGGAAAAGGUACUAUGGAGAGAAAGUAGAGAACUCAAAAGAAGCUAAGCUUUUCCAGGAUAUAUCAAAGGCUACAAUAACAACAAUUCCAAAGGCUAAUAUUUUGGAUUUCUUGCCAUUUAUGAGGUGGUUUGGUUUGCAUGAUGUAGAGGAGAAGAUGAUGGAACUACAGAAGAAGAGAGAUAACUUUAUGCAAAAGGAAAUAGACGAGCAUCGUCGAUUAAAGACCAACGGUUCUUUUCCUUCAGCAGAGGUUGUGGCAGGGAAGAAGAAAACUAUCAUGGAAGUUUUGUUAGAUUUACAGAAAACAGACCCCGAAUACUACACAGAUGAAACAAUUAGAAGCCUAAUGUUGGUCCUACUCCAAGCUGGAUCAGAUACUUCAGCUGUAACACUAGAAUGGGCUUUUUCACACUUGCUUGACAAUCCAGAAAUUUUAAAGACAGCACAGACGGAAAUUGACAAUAAGGUUGGACAAGACCGCCUAAUUGAUGAAUCCGAUUUGGCUCAGCUUCCUUACAUCCGAUGCAUCAUCAAUGAGACAUUGCGGAUGCAUCCAGCAGCCCCUUUACUUGUGCCUCACCUUUCAUCAGAAGAGUGCAAGGUUGCAGGCUAUCGAGUUCCGCGUGGAACAGUCCUAUUAGUGAAUGCAUGGGGGAUACAUCAUGACCCUAAGGUAUGGAAGGAGCCACAAAAGUUCAAUCCUGAUAGAUUUUUAGGAUUUGAAGGUGUCAAAGAGGGCUGCAAGUUUAUUCCAUUUGGAUCAGGAAGGAGGGGUUGCCCUGGGGAGAACCUAGCAAUUCAUGUCAUUGGAUUGGCACUAGGCUCACUUCUUCAAUGCUUUGAGUGGGAUAAACCCAAUAGGGAGAUCAUCGAUAUGAGUGAAGGCACUGGAUUCACACUUUCACCAAAGGUUCAGCCGCUAUUGGCAAAAUGUUCUCCACGACCACACAUGGUUAAACUUCUUUCUGAAAUCUGAUCCUAAACAAGAUUCUAAUAAUGUAUGCCAUUACUUCCACAUGAAUAACUUAGAAAGUUUAAGAUCCAAUUUUCUUAUUCUGUCACUCAGCGAUGAAACCUUAUAAUAUUAAGUACAAAAAACAAAGAGGAAUCGUGAGGGAAGAAGAGCAAAUCAUUUUUUGAAGCAAGAAUAUAGCAAAGCAUAAGGAAUACGUCAUAGCAUAAGUUCCAUAAUGGUGACUAUAUUACUGCAGAUGAUUCAGUUGUUAA
Molecule: messenger RNA, 3218 nt
Organism: Solanum pennellii
Lineage: Eukaryota; Viridiplantae; Streptophyta; Magnoliopsida; Solanales; Solanaceae
Product: cytochrome P450 81D1-like
Exons: 2
Coding region: 1426-2967 (513 amino acids)
Molecular function (GO): heme binding; oxidoreductase activity, acting on paired donors, with incorporation or reduction of molecular oxygen; monooxygenase activity
Source: RefSeq, a predicted model, not a curated record